AUGGUGAAUCAGCAGAGGAACAGCGGAGGCCUACUUACUGACAGGACAUCUCCUUCAGCAUCGUCUUCUUUACCAUCUCUUCCUGCCUGCAAUAUUAAUAAUAUCCGGCAGUCGACAUCGACAUCGACAUCUACGUCGUCACCACCCAGACGCAGAACAAUACACGUCUUCCAAGGUCAAGGUCAAGGUCAAAAUCAAGGUCAAGAUCGAGGUGCAGCCAGAGGUGCAGGCACGGGUGCCGGUUCCGACAACACGCCCGACAACACGUCCCAAAAUCCCCAAAGACCAUCUGCCGGACGAAGGAAAUCCAACCCAAACAACAUCGUCCUUAAAUUCCCCCGGUUCGCUCCCAGGGCUACUGCAAAACGUCUAUUCCAGCAGAUCGUAUCUUCUACUCCCUUUUCAACCUCUCAGCCCGUAGAUAUCAGACCAUCCCCGCCUUCUCCUCCAGAGGCUGCUAUUUCCCCUCCUCAGUAUUUUCCCACCAUUGCUGCCUCCUCCACAACACAAAGACCCACCACUACUACCGCCUCUCGUAAUAGUAACCCACCUGCUUCGGCAGUGAAUACCGGAAGGAUGUCUCCUCCAACAAUGGUAGCUUUAGGCGGCGGAAGCACUGGCCGCGUGGUUGCGAUUGGUGGCGGGAACACGGGAAUUCCAUCUCAUCAACAUGCUUUACUAGGACAAUCACCUAGGAGUAGUGGCACAUCACUAGCCACUCGUCAUGGCAGAUCGGGAAGCGUGGGUUCCACGAUAUCGUGUCCUGGCGAGAAGCCUCUUGCUAGCACGAGCGGCGGUCAGGUGACUCUCGAUAUCCGACUUGCAGAACCCUAUUUGUUUUUACAAGGUUACGAUUCGCAUCAUCAGCAUACUGUCGGUGGACCGGCGUUGCUGAGAGGAACGUUGGUCGUAAAAGUUGCAAAAGCUGCGAAAUUUAAGUCUAUAACUUUGACUUUUAAGGGUCGUGCUAGGACGGAUUGGCCUGAAGGUAUUCCACCAUCGAAGACGGCCUUCUAUGAAGAGAAGGAGAUCAUGACACACCACUGGCCUUUCUUCAACGCCCAAUUCGCUACUGCCGAGACUACAUAUGGAGCCGAUGCUACGAGACUACUUCCUCCUGAGCCGGACCAUAGGCCGUCUCGUUCCCUUAGCGGAACACCUGGAACCAGUGCUAUUGGGUCUUUGGCUAGAACGUCUUCCCCGAUCGGGAUCUCAGCCGCAUCUGCUACCCUUGCAAACGCCACCCUUGUGAACGACAAAAGACUUUCCUUGCAGUUGAAUCAGCGGGGUAGUUUUGGUAGGAGUGAAUCUCCGGGUCGUUCCGUUGCCUCCAAGGGAUACAAGUUAUUCCAGCCCGGUGAAUACACCUAUAAUUUCGAGCUUCCGAUCGAAAAUAUUCUUCCAGAAACAAUUCAGUGCGAGUUAGGAACUGUCAAGUAUGAACUUGAAGCUACAAUUGAGCGAGCUGGUGCUUUCCGGCCCAAUCUAGUGGGAAAGAAGGAUGUCGUAUUGAUUCGAUGCCCUGCCGAUACGAGCUUGGAACAGGUUGAACCGAUUGCUAUCAGCCGUAAUUGGGAGGAUCAACUUCACUACGAUAUUGUGAUUUCUGGGAAAUCAUUCCCGAUGGGGUCGCAAAUCCCGAUUGCCUUCAAGCUAACACCACUGGCCAAAGUUCGCUGUCACAGGAUCAAAAUAUAUGUCACUGAGAAUACUGAAUAUUUCUGUCGAAACAAGAAAGUCCAUCGUAUUGAACCUACUAGGAAAAUACAGAUUUACGAGAAGAGGGCAGACGGUGCUGUCCAUGCUUCCUACCCUGGUUCGUCGGUCCGCGUGACAGCCGGUGGCCGUCAUGGAGAUCCGGAUAACCCGGAUUCCGAAUUGGGACCCGAUCAGAGACUCGGAGACAACUUGCUUGGUGACUUGGAGGGAGAUUUGAUUGGGCCUACGGAAAUGGAAUUCAAUGUUCGACUUCCAGGGUGUGGCGCGAAGGAGGGUAAGAUCCACUUUGACACGACGUAUAAAAAUAUUCAAGUCCAUCAUUGGAUCAAGAUUGUGAUGAGACUGAGCAAAGUUGAUCCUAAUGACUCUGGCAAGAGACGUCACUUCGAAAUCUCAAUCGACUCCCCCUUCCACAUUCUAUCAUGCAAAUGCUCGCACGCCAAUAUCUCGCUGCCAGCAUACUCAGAUCGUGACAACACUUCACCACCCACCAAUUCUUGCAAUUGUCCUGGCUCUAGUUCAGGACGAAAUACUCCUUUGCCAUUCGGAAACAUGGAAACUGCCCUCCCCGAUACUGCACCGGAUGGUACAGCUCGGCCGAUGCAUCUUCUACGUGCUCCGUCUUUUAACCCGCCUGCGUUCGAUGAUGAUAUCGCGCCACCGCCAUUGGCUACACCGCCUCCACACUACGAUACUGUGGGAAGUGGCCUAGCUGACUACUUCGCUCGUCUCGCUGACCAAACUGCAGAGGAUGACGACACAGAGGAGGACGAUAGCCCCAGUGAGAAUCUUGAAGUUACAUCGCCUACUCGUCUUGCUCGAAGCUUAGAUGAGCGUAGGACUUGGGUGCCAGCUGCAUAG
Orbilia oligospora ATCC 24927 is the source of this 2580-nucleotide messenger RNA. RefSeq lists its product as uncharacterized. Gene Ontology annotation, biological process: ubiquitin-dependent endocytosis. Gene Ontology annotation, cellular component: cytosol; cytoplasm. Lineage: Eukaryota; Fungi; Ascomycota; Orbiliomycetes; Orbiliales; Orbiliaceae. The record is from RefSeq and is a predicted model, not a curated record. The transcript has 3 exons. Gene Ontology annotation, molecular function: protein-macromolecule adaptor activity; ubiquitin protein ligase binding. The coding region runs from base 1 to 2580 and encodes 859 amino acids.